AUGUCACGCCGAACCUUCCUCCCCACGCCAGCGUCCUCAACCGAUAUUUCUGGAAAGGCAGACGUGCUAGCCACGCACUUGGACCCGUCGUUCGCGCUGCCGCCGGCCGCCAUUACGGCUAGCAAUGGCAGUGCCAGUCCGUCAAGCGCAGCAUCCAACGGCUCCGACUCCUCCUACCGGCCCGUGUCACCUCCUUCGUCAGCAGGAAUGAGAAAGGCCAGUGCAAGAGAACCGUCUGCAUUGCCAAGGAAGCGAGCAAAAAUUGCGCAACAUCCUGUCAGCGCCGAGGCUUGUGAUCUCCCUCCUCCACCGACAAGGUCGAGGCAGUUCAAACCGAUGAAGCCGCGGGUCCACGAGGCGGAGCAGGUGGAUAGCAUAGCGGGAGCUGGCGAAGCGAACAACACUACACCCGCUCCGAAAGCAGGUGGCUCUAAGAGGAAGAAAGCAGACGGCACGACUACUGCUGGGAGGAAGAUUGCGCGCAAGACGGCUCAUAGCCUGAUUGAACGGCGGAGACGAUCGAAGAUGAACGAGGAGUUUGGUGUACUGAAGGAUAUGAUACCGGCAUGCAGGGGGCAGGAUAUGCACAAGCUUUCCAUACUACAGGCAAGCAUUGACUAUAUGCGCUACUUGGAGAAGUGCGUGUCCGACCUCAAGGCUUCCCAUCAGGCCCGCAACCCGCCUUCCAUAUCCACGAACUAUUCAGUGUCAGAGCCAUACCCGUCUUUUGACCAUAGAAAAGGCGACGGAGACGAAUACGAGCAGGAGGACGACAAGGAGGGUGGAAGCGAAGACGAAGAGAUGGUAGAGGAAACAUCACCGACUUCCGCUCCAUCCACUAAUCGAAAGACCAUUGGCACUUCAGCUUCGGCGUUCGUGCCGGGUACCCAGACCAGCAGCUCAUCCCCAGGCAUCCACUACUCUCCCUAUGGCCCAACACCAUCGAACACAUCACCCACCUUCGGGGCUCUGGACCGCCGAAGGCUUUCUUAUGCAUUGUCCUAUACCUCCUCUGGACAGUUUGCGCGAAGCUCUCCGGCUUUUAGCGUGCAGUCGAGCCAUGCUUCAACGAGCUUCACCUCCUUGACUUCUCCAGCGCUGCGUCCGCAGCCGGAUCAGGACGAUCACGAAGCCAGCAGUGCACUUCUGAUGUUGAACAGUGACCGCAGGAUCUGGACUUCAGCGAACGGGGGCAGAGGAAUGAGCGUCAGAGAUCUGUUGAGUCAUUGA
Coniosporium apollinis CBS 100218 is the source of this 1230-nucleotide messenger RNA. RefSeq lists its product as uncharacterized. NCBI's taxonomy places the organism in Eukaryota, Fungi, Ascomycota, Dothideomycetes. The record is from RefSeq and is a predicted model, not a curated record. Gene Ontology annotation, molecular function: protein dimerization activity. The transcript has 2 exons. Bases 1 to 1230 code for a protein of 409 amino acids.